Phycodurus eques (leafy seadragon) is the source of this 1302-nucleotide messenger RNA. RefSeq names its product pleckstrin homology domain-containing family G member 3-like. NCBI's taxonomy places the organism in Eukaryota, Metazoa, Chordata, Actinopteri, Syngnathiformes, Syngnathidae. The transcript has 5 exons. The record is from RefSeq and is a predicted model, not a curated record. Bases 1 to 1221 code for a protein of 406 amino acids.
AUGGACAGACUUGAAGACACGUGGAGACCUAAAAGGGGACAGACGACGCUCGACAUCCGGGGAGACAUUCUGCUAACCUUUUUCUCCUCUCUCCAACAACUCUCCAUCUUCACAUGGCGUCUCCUUGCAGCCCUGAAGGCCGACAGCGAGGGCGAGGUGAACCGGGCGGACGGUUCGAGAUCGGCAGGAUCGGCGUCCGUCAUCCGGACGGAAUCGGAGCGUGAGCGCAAGCGGGAACGGCUGGAGGAGGAAGCUGAUGAUGAGGAUUUAGCAGCCCUCUGCGCUCCUCCCACUUUGUCCAUCACAGAGGAGAUCCUGGAGUUGAUCAACCAGGGCCGAGCAAAGGAGGGAAAGGUUUCCGUGGAGCAGGUCCUGGAUCAGCCCCCCGAGUCGCAGCAGCCACCUUAUGAAGGCAACUUCACCUGCCCACUGCCCCCAGUUGCCUCCAGCCCAGAGGACAGGCUCACGCUGGACCCCCAGCAGGAGGAAGUGGAAACUCGCCAGGACAUAGCCACUGAAGAGCAGACUGUUGGCUGUCAAAACGGACUUGAAAGUGCUAACGUGGUCCCUGAGAGGGUGGAAAACCGACUGUAUGCAGAGGAAGAGCCACAGGGGGAAGAGUUGGAACAAGAAGUGGAUAUUAGGAAAACACGGGAAGAAGGCGAGCAAGAGAAGACUCUCACCACGGCGACCCCACACUCUCCCCCAACAGAACUUCCUCCUUCCAUCACAAUCCUGGAGGACAGUGUGGGGAGUAGUCACUUACUUCUGGAGAAGGCCACCAAUUCCUCCCUAAAUCCAAAUGACUGUCAUCAAGCCAGCCCAAGCGGUAAGCCAAAAAGAGGCUCUGCUCUGACGAGACGUGACCAGAGGAUCAUUGAAAAGAUCAGAAGUUAUUACGAGGCUGCAGCUGAGCUGGAAGAGGACCACGAGGCCGAACAUGCCAGACAGGAAGAAGACGAGACAUCCAGAAGGAGGAACAGUUUCUCUCAAAUCCCCACGGGACUUGUUAAAGAUUCUGUGUCACGUUUCACAAGUGACAAUCAAGAGGAGGCCAAGAAUGAACCAAUUGAAACAGAGGCUGAUCAUGAGGUAGAGAUGGCUUCCCCAGCUGGUCCGGCCUCUCUCGUACUGCCAGAAGACUCUCAUGAUCAUGAUAGACAUGCUGACACAGCCGAUAAGCCUCCUCGAUUUGGAGGACAAAGACAAAAGUCCCCCUGAUAAAUCACCAAUCUCCACCCGGAUGGAAGACGGUGAAAAUCCAAAUGAGGUCCUUCUGAGUCUGCCGUCAACUAGAAUUCA